UAAUCAUAAUUAGUAUCAUCAUUCUCAUCAACUUGCAAUAAACAUUGGUUUUAGUUGAAAGUGAGAUCAAUUAAGACGCAGAGAGAAGCAAACAUGGGGAGGGCUCCUUGCUGUGACAAAGCCAACGUGAAGAGAGGUCCAUGGUCGCCUGAAGAAGACUUCAAACUCAAAUCUUAUAUCGAAGAACACGGCACUGGUGGCAACUGGAUUGCCCUGCCCCAGAAAAUAGGUCUCAAAAGGUGUGGGAAAAGCUGUCGCCUAAGAUGGUUGAACUAUCUUCGCCCAAACAUCAAACACGGGGGUUUCUCAGAAGAAGAAGACAGCAUAAUUUGCAGCCUCUAUGUUAACAUUGGAAGCAGGUGGUCUAUUAUAGCAGCACAAUUACCAGGUCGCACGGAUAAUGAUAUUAAGAACUAUUGGAACACUAAGCUGAAGAAGAAGCUACUAGGCAAGCAAAGGAAGGAGCAACAAGCUCAAGCUCGUCGAGUUUGUAGCCUAAAUCAAGAGAUGAAGAGAGAAACUGAGAAUUUGAUGUUACCAGUGGGAGUUAUUACCCAAACUCCUUAUUGGCCUCAACACCAUCCAAUGACAAAUGCUUCAACUUCAACCCAAUACUCCGAUCUCAAACACUUCCCUAACAGCAUAGUCACUGCCACCAUGAAUUCACAAUACUCAUCAUGUGACACUUCCUUGACACAAGACCAACUAUAUCCCUCAACAAUGAACAUGGUAACCACCGACACGUGUCACACGUCAACAUCAUCAAACGUAUUUCAAGGGUUUGGGAACUUCCCCAGUGAUUUGAGUGAGUUGGCCUGUGCGAACCCGCGAAAAAUAGAUGGUUCCAUGCGGGGGUUUUAUGGUUUGGAGUCCAUGGACGUGGCCAAUGGCAGCACAAACACGACUUCAACAGAAAGCACUAGUUGGGGAGAUAUAAGCUCUUUGGUUUACUCGCCUUUGGUUUCUGACUACGAACAAAGAAUGCCUCAACAUGUUACUUUUGAGGAGUCUAGUUACUUUGCGAUGCAAACGUAAUAACAGCUCGUACAUGCGGGUUGAUAUUAAUUUUACCAAAACAAGCUAGGAAAAAAGCAUCGAACAAAACCCUAAAGUUCACUUAAGCUUAGAAUUUUUCUCCUGUUUUUUUGUGUUUUCUUAUUAAUCACAAGUCUUUUUGCUCUGAAUUUCUUUGUUAUCGUUGGGAAUUGCACGUUGACUAAAAGUUGAGUAUAUAAAUAAAAAAUA
Molecule: messenger RNA, 1245 nt
Organism: Cajanus cajan (pigeon pea)
Lineage: Eukaryota; Viridiplantae; Streptophyta; Magnoliopsida; Fabales; Fabaceae
Product: transcription factor MYB36
Source: RefSeq, a predicted model, not a curated record